GGGAAAAAGAAAAUAAAAGAGCAUCAUUUUUCGAGUUCGUCUUUGGUGUUCUCUUGGCUUCACUCCUCUGCCCGCAUCUUUCUUCUCAAAAACCCAACAAAAUCCGAAAGAAGGGGAAAGAAAAUCGUUGCACAUCUUUGCUGCUAAUGCACUUAUAAUUUGUAUACUUCGUGUGCUCAUUUGUUUGCCUAAUGUAAAGGGAAUUUUAAUUUGACAAAAUUGUGCAGAAUGGCGUCGACAAUGAAAAAUCUGAAAAUAAAGACUUCAACAUGCAAGCGCAUAGUCAAAGAGCUCCAUUCCUAUGAGAAAGAGGUCGAGAGAGAGGCUGCCAAGGUUGCAGACAUGAAGGACAAAGGAGCUGAUCCGUACGAUAUCAAACAGCAGGAAAAUGUGCUUGCUGAAUCUAGGAUGAUGAUUCCUGAUUGCCACAAGCGUCUGGAAGCUGCCUUGGCUGACCUGAAAAAUAUUCUGCUUGAGUUGGAAGAGUCAAACCAAAAACAUGGUGCAGAAGUUGAGGAAGCAGAAAAAGUGAUAGCAGAGGUUGAACAGUUGUUUCAAGCAGGCAACUAGUGUCUAGGCUUUUCCUGAAACCGUUUUGGUCUGUUAAGUCUUACUGGAAUUUGUAUGAAUACGGAAUACCUAUCCACACUUGCAGCUAAUAUCUGAUCGGGCUCUAAUGGGAUAUCAAGUGUCCCUUCUUGUGUUUGGGAUAAAUGAUGAUCUGUUCAUCAUUUUGUAAAAUAUUUUUGCAUUUACUUUUACUUUCUUUUUCUCCGUGAAGGUUUGCUUUGUAUGCUCCGAAUCUGUUAAUUGGUCUGUGAAUCAGACCUCAGCUUGCAUCUUUUGAAAUUAUUGAUUAGCUGCAAGUUGUAUGUAAUGAUUAGUCUUUGAAAGAUGAAACCAUUGAUGCAACUUGAGAGUUCAGGAUAAUUUGUCAA
Coffea eugenioides is the source of this 938-nucleotide messenger RNA. RefSeq names its product tubulin-folding cofactor A. The record is from RefSeq and is a predicted model, not a curated record. The coding region runs from base 229 to 570 and encodes 113 amino acids. The transcript has 5 exons. Gene Ontology annotation, biological process: post-chaperonin tubulin folding pathway; tubulin complex assembly. NCBI's taxonomy places the organism in Eukaryota, Viridiplantae, Streptophyta, Magnoliopsida, Gentianales, Rubiaceae. Gene Ontology annotation, cellular component: microtubule cytoskeleton; cytosol. Gene Ontology annotation, molecular function: beta-tubulin binding.